Molecule: messenger RNA, 795 nt
Organism: Enterobius vermicularis (human pinworm)
Lineage: Eukaryota; Metazoa; Nematoda; Chromadorea; Rhabditida; Oxyuridae
Source: the annotation of a GenBank genome assembly
GUCGGAGAAAAUGGAACGAGUCUUUUAGGAAGUGAUAUAAAUGAUGAAAUAGAACCAAUUAUUGCCAUUAUGCGUGAGGUUGCCACUGACAGUAGUCGUAGUGAAGCUGCUCGAGUUCACUGCAUUGAAGCUGUCGCUCUUUGCUCAUACUUAUCAGUAACUAGCUCAGACUCAUUGUAUGAUACACUGAAUAGCCUAAGAGGCGUGUGGAUGGGAAUUAAAGUGAACUCGACAUCUACUAGAAUUUUCAGUAGCGCUGUUGCCGGAUGGGCCCUGCUUGUAUGUCAGGUAAAAGCUUUGAUUACCCUGUCUUUCAGUAGGGUGAAUGUGCGCAUGUCAGCUGCUGAAGCACUCGGUGUGCUCCAUGAAGCAGCAGCCGCUGCUUUUGGUCAGGAUUACCGUUUUCCUAAUCACGCUCAUAUGCUUGACAUGUUAGAAGGUUUGAUCACAGACUCUUUAAAAUACCGUGCCAAAAAAGACCGUCGUACUCAACGCUACACCAUCCGCCAUGAUCAAGAAAUACCAACUGUAAACGUGAAAUUUGGUAGUGAAGUCUUGAGUUUGGAAACCUGUGGAGAGAAGCUGCUUUACUCUUUAAUACGGGAUGUCUUAGGAGGAAAUCUGAACACCCAUCUGAGAACAAACCCGUUGAUCCGCGAGCUUUUCGGCUUAGGACCCGUGAGGGAAGAAGUUCCCGUUCGGAUACCGAAGUUGCAGAGGCUUGCGAUACAGAAUGCGGUGAAUAAAGAAAGGGAUAUCAAACGUAACAAGCAGCGAGAUAAGCGGUCUUGCUAA